Molecule: messenger RNA, 579 nt
Organism: Penicillium malachiteum
Lineage: Eukaryota; Fungi; Ascomycota; Eurotiomycetes; Eurotiales; Aspergillaceae
Product: CCDC12/cwf18 family protein
Exons: 1
Coding region: 1-579 (192 amino acids)
Cellular component (GO): U2-type spliceosomal complex; post-mRNA release spliceosomal complex
Source: RefSeq, a predicted model, not a curated record
AUGUCCUCCAACCAAGCCUCAUUGGAUGCUGCUUCCAAUGACCGCAAAGCUCGUCUUGCCAAGCUCGCAGCUUUAAAGCGCAAAAAGCCCGAACCAGACACCUCAGACCUGGGCGCAGAUGCCUCAGAACCCUCCGAUAUUCCUUCAGAAACCAACAAAUUUUUAUCUGGGCGUAAUUACGAUGCCGAGACUCGCGGGCCAAAGCUGGGCUUUGAGCAAGGUCCACAAGAGGGCCAAGUGACUGUGGAAACCCAGGCCGCCCAGAUCGCCGAUGCUGUGAAAGAAAUUGCUCAGAAGGAAGAGGAAGCCGAUCAACCUAUUGAUCUAUUCAAAUUACAACCGAAGAAACCCAACUGGGACUUGCGGCGAGAUUUGGACGAGAAGCUCAAGACGCUGAAUGUGAGGACGGAGAAUGCUAUUGCCCGUCUUGUUCGUCAACGGAUAGAGAAUGCGCAGCGGGAAGCUAGGGAACGUGGAGCGAAGUCCAAUGGAGAGGAUGGAGAGGAAGUUGGUAUUGAGGGACAGAUGCUGGUGGAGGGGAUUCAUCUUCGCGAAAAAGAGGCUGAAGACGAAGACUGA